Phalaenopsis equestris is the source of this 1244-nucleotide messenger RNA. RefSeq names its product bromodomain-containing protein C631.02-like. Bases 154 to 1212 code for a protein of 352 amino acids. The transcript is spliced from 7 exons. Gene Ontology annotation, molecular function: protein binding. NCBI's taxonomy places the organism in Eukaryota, Viridiplantae, Streptophyta, Magnoliopsida, Asparagales, Orchidaceae. The record is from RefSeq and is a predicted model, not a curated record.
UGCCGUCUCCGGACAAUUCCCGAAAUCCAGACCCGCGGCAGAACCCGUCGUCUUUCUCCCACUUCCACUCCUAUCCGAAACGCUACAGGGAAGUCCGGACUGACGCUUGCAGGCGAAGGCAUAUACGGAUUCUACACGGAAUAUUCUGUAGGCAUGAAACGGAAGAAGGGAGCCAAAGGAAGUUCUAAAAAAGUAAAAAAGAAUGAUCUUCUCUUCAUUAGUGAUCCUAAUUCACCUUCAAUUUCUGUCGAAGGAGAAAAUAAUAUGGGCCAAACUGGUGAAGGCCAAGGUAAAUUUGAGCUGGAGGUGAAACAGCCCUCCUCUCUUCAAGAUAAAAUUGUUAAAAUUUCAAAUAGUGAUCCUGAUAUUGGAAGCUUUAAAUCAACAAUGAAAGUUGGGCAUAGCCGUGUCAAAGUUAAACUCAAAGCCUCUAAAUUAUUAGACGAUCAUAAACGUUCUUCAGAUGUGAUAAUGCCAAGCGUACAUACACCCAGCGAUACAGAUAAAAGCAACUCACAGUUUGUGACGGAGAUGAAUGAAAUGACUUUUGAUAAGAUGGAUGCUACUUGUUCUGAAGGUCAGACUUUAGAAAAAGGAAAUGUGGUUCCAGAAAACUUGAAUAGAAAAACAGGAAGCAUCAAAAUAAAAUCUUCGAGGGGUUCUGGGCUUUCAGAUUUUUCUCUGAAACAAAUGGAGUCAAAGGCUCCUCAUAAUGAUUCUUGUUAUAAUACAAAGGAUCUAAGUUCUGCAUUAACCGUGAUUAGGAAAGUUAUGAAAAUGGAUGCAGCUGGGCCUUUUAAUGCCCCAGUUAACCCGGUUGCACUUGGGAUUCCUGAUUAUUUUGAUAUCAUCGACACUCCUAUGGAUUUUGGAAGCAUCUGCCAUGAUCUGGAGCAUGGAGCUAAGUACAAGACUUCUUUAGAUGUUUUUAAUGACGUGCAGUUUAUAUGGGAUAACUGCUACAAGUACAACAAUAAGGGUGAUUACAUUUUGGAAUUAAUGAAACGAGUGAAGAAAAACUUCAUGAAAUACUGGACGGCUGCUAGUUUGCUUACAGAGAUGCCUAUUGGUACUGAAGCUGAAGAUGUUCGGCGUCAGCAGGACAAAUCGACAUCAAAAAUCAAAUCAAAACAUAAACGUCGACGCCAUGGGCCAGUUUUGCUGACAACCCUUGCAGUGAAGGUACUGCCUCGACCUUUGAUCACUCUCUAGAAGUUGAUGCGGAUGCUGAAAUGGGUGAAACU